CGAUGCCUGUGUGUCACCGCCGGGGGGCGGCCAUCAACCCUGGAGCAGCUCUAGACCGCGUCAUCUCCCAGGCUGAUCAGGACGACUGUGUGCUCUACAAGCUAGCAGACUACCGCAAAGGUGGACGGCUGUUGGAAGAAUACGCCCGCGGUGGAGGUCGCGAGGUGGAGAAGCUUGUGCUGGAAGAGUUCGGGGUGUUCAUGUACAACGGGGGCCGAGGCAUGGAAGUCACUAGGACGGAGUUCCUCAAGUGGAAGUACAGGAGUGUCCCCAAAGAUCAACUGCUGGUGCAGAUGGAAUCAAAGAGUCCGUUCGACCCUCUGCGUAAGUGGAGUGACCACGAAGCUUGCUGGCGCAUGCAAUACCGCGGGUCGCUGGGAGAGACGCUGCUGCAUGUGCUCAUCAUGUGCGACACGAAGGCUCACACCAGAGUCGCCAAGAUCUUGCUGAAAUGCUUCCCGAAGCUGGCGCUGGAUGUGGUGGAGGGCGAGGAAUACCUUGGUGCUAGCGCCCUACACCUCGCCAUCUCCUACCACAACAACGACCUCGUAACCGUCCUAGUCCGGUGCGGCGCUAACAUCAACCAGCGCGCCAUAGGGAGUUUCUUCCUGCCUGCAGACCAGCAAGUAGAGCGUCCGAAGGGGCCGAGGUUUUCGGACUACGAAGGCCUCGCGUACCUGGGCGAGCUGCCGCUGGCAUGGGCGGCGUGUCUCGGCAAUGAGACGGUGUACAACAAACUUAUUGACUGUGGUGCUGACCCUAACCUGCAGGACGCUUUUGGCAACAUGAUUCUGCACAUGGUGGUCGUUUGCAACCAACUCGGCAUGUUCAGCUACGCCUUACGCCACCCACGCAUGCCAGCACAAGACGGCAUUAUGAACGCUGCUGGCUUGACUCCUCUGACGCUGGCUUGUCGGCUUGCGCGCUCCACCAUCUUCAAGGAGAUGCUUGAGCUCACGUGCAUAGAGUUCUGGCGCUACUCGAACAUCACGUGCAGUGCGUAUCCUCUCAACGCACUGGACACCAUCAAGCCCAGUGGCGAGACAAACUGGAACUCUGCUUUGAUGAUCAUCCUCAAUGGAACCAAAGCCGAGCAUCUUGAUAUGCUCGAGGGAGGCAUCAUCCAGCGCCUGCUCGAGGAGAAGUGGAAGACUUUUGCUCGAAACCAAUUUCUGAAGCGUUUGGUCAUCAUGCUGCUGCAGCUGGUGACUCUGAGCACGACCAUCUACCUGCGGCCCUGCUACUGCAUCCCUGUGUCUGUGACGCUCGACUCGCCGGAGAUGUACGAGCAUCUGUACGAGGAAUUCUUCGCGGUGGACUCGACCAACAUCGUACGUUAUUGCUUCGAGGCGCUCACGCUCGUCGGGGUCAUAUGGUACACCUUCGUGCAGCAGGGCGAGGAGAUCAAGAAUCAAGGACUUAAGUCCUUCAUGAAGGGCCUGGCUGGUGACGCUCCGAAGUUCAUCUUCCUGGUCUCGAACUUCUUGCUGCUGGCCUGCGUGCCGUGCAGGAUCGCCUACUACCUCGCCGUGCGCCACGAACCUUCGGCGCGGGUCUGGGAGGACGGGCUGCUGGCGUACGCCUGUGCCGGGUCCUGGUUCAUGAUGAUGUUCUUCGCGGGGGCGCUAAAACUAACAGGACCUUUCGUAGUGAUGAUCUACAAGAUGAUCUCUGGCGACAUGUUCACCUUCUCCAUCAUCUACGGCAUCAUGCUGCUGGGCUUCACUCAGGCCUUCUAUUUCUUGUACAAGCGAAGCGUCAUACCUGACAAAGACAGCAAGUUUGUCACAUAUGGCACCACGUGGAUGGCGCUCUUCCAUAUGACCCUGGGGGACUAUGAUUACGGAGCAAUGAGUCAAAACAUCUACAGCGCCCUGACAAAGUUCGUGUUCCUGGUGUUCACCAUCAUGUUACCCAUCAUGUUGCUGAACAUGCUGAUCGCCAUGAUGGGUAACACUUACUCCACCGUCAUCUCCAUGUCAGAAAAGGAGUGGGUCAAAGCUUGGGCCAAGAUCGUGAUCGCCCUGGAGCGAGCUGUACCCCAGGCGAAGGCUAAGGAGUUCCUGUACGUGUACAGCGUGCCUCUAGGGGGAGGGGGUGAGGAAGACGGGGGUGAGGAGAACCUUGGUGUUAUGGUCAUCAAAUGCAAGGACAAGACUAAGGCCAAGCAGAGGAAAGGCGCCUUAUCCAACUGGAAGCGCGUCGGCAAAGUAACAAUAAAAGAAUUAAAGCGUCGGGGCGUCACGGGAGAGUAUCUGCGUCGGGAGAUGUGGGGGCUCUGUAGUGCGCAGUCUACGCCUCUGCAUGGGAUCAAAAAGAAAGGUGGCGUUGGCGCGUACAACGUCAAAGCCGGGGUUACCACCAACCUGGAAGACGUCCUCUAUGGCGAGGAUGAAGACUCGGACUUUGAUGCUGAUGCCAACGAUGGCUUCGGUGCCCUCACGGGGGCCAUUGAUCAACUGGCUUUCACCAAUGACCUGGACUUCUCUGGUGACGGCAUUGACGAAGAUCCUUUGAAGCCCAUGCGGCCUGAACAGAUGACGGCGCAGAACCUCAAGCUGAAACAUCAGCAAGAAAUUUCCGGCGCGGCAAAGAAUAAAAAGAAUGGCUUGGACAAUCAGGCAUUCCUCAGGGAUGAAGAUAUCCUCAUCGCAGCUGAAGCAGCCGCAGCCGAUGAUGAAGAUUCAGAUGAUCCUGAUAGCGUCAAGAAGGCAAAGAAACGAAAGCAGGACCUUGGCAAAACAGGGGUGGGACAAAGUGGUCCUUUAGUUAUUUCUGGCGCAGGGCAACAAAUCCCCCAGCAUCCAGGAUCAGCCGGUUAUUCGGCGCCGGGAAACUAUACUGGCAAUAUUGGUCAGCCGGGGCCUUACGCAUCGUAUCCUGGGGGAACGAAUGCCUAUCAAAACCAAGCUAAUUUCAAUGGACAACCCAACGUAAUGAACGGAACAGUGUCCUCUGCCUACGGUUGUUCCCCAGGAGCAAACACUCGACCUGGAGGAUAUCCGCCGCCUCAGAUGGCACCUGCCUAUCCUAACGGUCAUGUUGGCCAGCAUUCUAUGCAGGUUGGAGGAUCAGCCAGUAAUGCAGGUGUGUGUAGCCAGAACAUCUCCCUGCCUCAGCCCGGUAAUUCGAAUCAGGGUGCUAUGCAAGGACAAAUGUAUCAACCUCCUGGGCCGGUACCCAACCAAUACGGGCAAGCUAAUGGUUACGUGUGCAAUGGGUACCCAGGUCAGCCUUUACCAGGUGGAGCUUGUCCCCAACAGGGGAACCUUGCUGGACCAGGUUCUUCAAAUGCUCCCGGGCUGCAAGGGCCUCUUGGCAAACUUCCUCCUAUAGGUCAAGCUAAGAGAUCUCGUCCCAUCUCUGCGCGAAUAAAGAGGUUGGGAUCUGCACAAAAAAAUAAGCCAAAUUUGGAUAAAACUUUGAAACAUCUGGAACCUAUUUCGUCGGGAGCAAAGCUUCUGGGCCCUGCACGUGAAGGAGCUUUUGGACACCGUCCAGGAAUGCCCUGUCUGCCAGUUUCUCCCCCUAAUAAAAUGACGGAGGUGGAAGCACCAAAACCCACUGGAAACAAUGAAGCACAAGUAAUGUCAACAGGAAGUACUUCAACAAUAUCUUCUAAAAAUGAGGAUACCUCGAAUAUGCCAGAGAAUAAUGAGAUGCAUGAGUUGUCUAAAGCAUCCCCGAAAUGUGAUCAAUUACAGCAAACAAAACACUCAGUUGAGAGCAGCGAGUCGUCCAAGUCCGGGACCAUUGCUGCAUCACCGAAAAGUAAUAAAAGUUCGAAACGAUGUUCUCUUGACUCUCCUCAAGCUUCAAACGAAAUCCCCGACGAGGCUUUAAAACCUAACGAAGCUGAAAGCAAUGAUGAACAAUGGGCUGAGAAAAAGAAUAAGAAACUCAAGAAAAAUAAAGUAAGCCCACUGUCUGAAGAAGGAGUCUCAGACGGGCAUGUAACGCAGGAUGAUACCGAUAUUGGGCUAGUUUCUGGGACAGAAGAGGAUGGCGAAGUUCUUCAGAAGAAACGGGAGCGACCUAAAACUUGCGUCGCUGCAAAACGUGAGCAAAAAUUUAGUUCUGAAAGCGUCGAGAACAUGAACGAAAUAUUGCCGUGGACUGCAGAAGAGGGAGACAUCAAACCGGACGACGAGUGAUUGAAAGAUGGAAUUAAAUCUUGCUCGAAGUAUCGAAAAUAUAUCGAGACGCCAUUUUAUUUUUGUAAGGAAAUUGAAUGGAACUUUUCGGUUUGGAAGAGAACUUUAAUUUUCAAAGAAUGUAUUUCAAAAGCAGAGAAAUAUUUUCACGCAGAUAAAAAAUUAACAUUUUUACAGAAUGAGAGGCUACUUGAAUCAAUUAAAACUGGUGCCUUGUUGAAAAAUUGUUGCCGUAUGUUUCAGAGUGAAAUUUAAAUGCGAGUAAAAAGUAAAAUAAAGCUAAUUUGAAGUUCAAAGCAGCUCACGCGAAUUUCCAAUAAAAGCAAAUGGAAUCUUCUCAAUUAUGCGAAUCAAAUCUAAUCUCAGCAGU
Molecule: messenger RNA, 4524 nt
Organism: Hyalella azteca
Lineage: Eukaryota; Metazoa; Arthropoda; Malacostraca; Amphipoda; Hyalellidae
Gene: iav
Exons: 15
Coding region: 3-4154 (1383 amino acids)
Biological process (GO): calcium ion import across plasma membrane
Cellular component (GO): membrane
Molecular function (GO): protein binding; calcium channel activity
Source: RefSeq, a predicted model, not a curated record